AUGGUCACCGGAAAUUGCACCGCUAAAGCAACUGAUGACUUCUCUAAGCACAUAGAUGGGCAGUUGCUGCGAGUGAACGCUCUGCUGGUGGCGAGCACCAUCAUGAUAGGAGUUAUGGUCGGGAUGGGUGCCUAUGGUCAGCGCUACCGCCACCAUCCAUUGACCAGCUUCCUCUUCCUUGGUGCCAACAUUUUGUUCCUGCCCCUCCUCUCCUAUGUUGUCUCUACCAUCGGUAAUGAAGACCCUGUCGCUCUUUAUUCAUCUGAUCUACACAUCAUAACAGGGUGGUGUGACCCACAGGACCACAUCAUCUCUGUCUUGAUGUGGGCUAGUCUUGUUCUGAUUGCUGCCGUCAACACCACUGCCGUAGUUGCUGGUGAUGAUGACAAGAAAGGCCGAAACAUUGGCCCUCCUGCCACAGUACUGCUUAUUCAAGCAAUAUGGACUUCCUACCUUACCAUUGACUUCCUGGGAAAGGGUUAUUAUACAAUGCAAAAAUGGUCCUUAAAAGUGGUGGCGCCUGAAGACGUAUUGAUCCUUCUUUCACCGUUUGCUCUUAUUGUUGCCAAACUACUUAUCAAAUAUUAUGCUUGGUACAGUGCAAGAGGGUCAUUAGCGUUUGGGCGCAAUUCUCACCUCAUUGUUGGAUACAUGGAGCAGCUAAAAGAUGAAAGCCCACAUGCUGAGCUGGCCCUUCCUCCACUCAUAGUUACAGGAGAGGACACAACACUGGUACAGAAGGAGCCUCAUGGUUAUAGUCUCAAAUGGUUAUUCAACCAAGCUGACAGGACAAGGAUAGACAACAACGGCUUAGUGACCAUUGACAAAGUUUGGCGGUUGGAGGAUGACAUACUUCUGAGGUCUUCAAUGAAGCAGUUGAAAUAUUUAUGUUUCUCAUUUGCGUUGUUCAAGCUCCUAAGAUGUCGAUUCGCAAGCCAUACAAUUGCUGAGACUAGUAUCAUCAAGGCCCAUAACUUAUUGCCACGCGUGUUGCUCCAAGAUGGUGAUGAUGAAAGAGCAAUUGAGGUGAUCGCAGAUGAGCUUUGUUUCCUUCAUGAUUAUUAUUAUUCAUCUCUCCCAACCUCAUACUCAAGGAGUUGGCUGCCCAUUUUAAGCAUAUCUAUUUCACUCCUAAGCAUGGGUUGGAGCUUAUUCUAUAUAUUGGAGAUAACUUUUGCGAAUGUGGGCUAUACUUCAUGGGGAUCAUGGACAUGGAAUGACCACCGACAGAUUCACUGUCAAAUGUAUUGUGAUUCUGGGAUCUGGUUAAAAUAUGGAAGUACUUACUUCGAUGAUGCACCGGUGUUUUUACUUGCGGCACUAGUUGUGCUUGCUGAGGUGCGGGACAUUGCUUCUUACAUCUGCUCUAACUGGACUAAAGUAGUCAUGAUCUGCCACUAUGUUAGGCAUGCUUCUUCUUGGCAACAAUCACCUUGGAAGAAGAAGUUACUUGGUCGUCUGUUGCGCUGCAAAUGUAGGCUGCUAAAGCAUUGGGAGGACAAAAUGAAUCAGUGCUCAGUAUUUGCGCUCCACCCAAGCUCAACUCCAGUGGCUCUUCUCCGGCGCUUAAUCCCUCUUCUUUACAGGAAGAAGGUACCAAGAGCGGUGAAGACCGCUAUCCUCAAGCCAUUGAGAAGCCCCAGUUAUCGCCCAAGCAAUGGCGUGGCAUCCCUGUGCACAAGACUACAUCUACAGGCCGGCAACAACCCCCUCUCGGCAUCCAGUGACGUGAAAGGUGUAGCCUCUACCAUGCUCGUGGUCCACAUUGCCACGAGCAUCUUGGAAGAGAGAUCGGAGUCACACCAGCCCGAGUCUGCUCAUGAGACGGUUGCCACACACUUGUCACACUACUGUGCCUACUUGGUGGCCUACGCCCCCGAGCUACUCCCCGACGACAACCAGUGGUGCAAGAGCUUGUACAGGGCCAUCCAGAAGGAAGCCAAACAUGCAAUCGUGGUUGCUUGCCGCGUCGGGGUGGCGUUGAAUCCUGAAGGGCUGUCACAGGCGCUGAGCGCAGGGUCUGAGGCGCAACACGACCUGCUCAAGAAUGGUGUAGAGCUCGGGAGGAAGCUGCUCAAGAAUGGCGCCGAGCUCGGGAAGAAGCUGGUGGAACUGGCAGAGGGUGAAGGAGAAGAGGUGGCCUGGGAGGUCCUCGCCAACUUCUGGUCCGAGAUGAUUCUUUAUGCCGCUCCGUCAGACAACGUCGAUGCUCACGCAGAGGCCAUUGCGCGGGGCGGCGAAUUGAUAACGCUCAUUUGGGCAUUGCUCACCCACCUUGGGGUCGUCAGCCGGCCAGAGGCCGCUCCUGCCAUGCCUAACGCUCCUAGUGAUGUUUAA
Messenger RNA from Triticum turgidum subsp. durum (durum wheat), 2337 nucleotides. The record is from the annotation of a GenBank genome assembly. Lineage: Eukaryota; Viridiplantae; Streptophyta; Magnoliopsida; Poales; Poaceae.